AUGGCCACGGCCGUCUCAGAUCACAUCCUCAACCCGGCCAGCGCUCCGAUCCCUGAUUUGUCCUUCCUGCCCUAUCUCAAGACGGCCUUUCCGCCCUUUGGCUUUCCCAGCAAGCACAAUCGUCCAACAUGCGCUGCCUAUAAGAAUGGCCACUGUCCACUCGGCCCUGCGUGUCCUGAUCGCCACUAUACUCCACCCAACGAGCGUUCCGGAAUCGGCCAUCUCAUCUGCAAACAUUACCAACGCGGUCUGUGCAAGAAAGGCGACCAAUGCGAGUUCGCACAUACCUUUGACUUGCGAGGUGAAAGAGAGUGCAAAGAGUUCAGCCGUUUCGGUCUUUGCCCUCAGGGCGACGAGUGCACAUACCUCCACAUAGCACCAACCUCUCCGUUGCGCAUUGCGCCGUGCCCUCAUUUUGCCCGCGGUUUCUGUCCACUCGGCCCGUAUUGCAGUCUAAGACACAUCAAACACGCUGCCAUCUGUCGUUUCUACCUUGCUGGCUUCUGUCCAAAUGGUCGUUCAGGACCUCCGGACAGAGACAACGUUGUCUCAUGCGAACACGGCGCUCACCCCAAAUGGAUCGAGGCAAAGGACUUGAAGAAGCCGGAGCCCCGUCGUGUGAAGCCUGAGGAAGAGCUGCGAAGAGAGCAAGAAGAGCGUGAGGAAGAGUUCUUUGCUGAAGAGGAGAAGCGUCGCGAAAGAUUUGAAAGAGGAGAGAGUGGUGGCGGACGUGGCUGGGGCAAGCGUAGAGGAAGAGGCAGAGGCGGUUGGAGAGGUCGAGGAGGCUGA
Messenger RNA from Aureobasidium subglaciale EXF-2481, 789 nucleotides. RefSeq lists its product as uncharacterized. The record is from RefSeq and is a predicted model, not a curated record. Gene Ontology annotation, molecular function: RNA binding; metal ion binding. Bases 1 to 789 code for a protein of 262 amino acids. The transcript is spliced from 2 exons. Lineage: Eukaryota; Fungi; Ascomycota; Dothideomycetes; Dothideales; Saccotheciaceae.